AUGGAAAAUUCAGUUAAAAGAAGUAGAGAAAGUUUUAUAAAUUUAUUAGAAAAAGGAUAUUCAAGUAGACAAAAAGAAAAUGAAAUAAAAUUAUUUGAAAAUAUAAAAACUGAUAUUAGUGUUAUUAUAAGUGAACAAUUAAAAAAAAGAUCAAAAACAGAGUUUGAAUUAACCACAAUUGAAAAAAAGUUUAUCUAUUUAAAAAAUAUUUAUGAUGAAUUAGAAAAAUUACUAAAAAGACAAAGUAUUGAGUUAAAAAAUGAAGAGGAACUAAUUAGUAAUUACUUUGAUUAUACUACAACUAAUUUAGAUUAUAUUUUUAUAAAAUAUGAAAGUGUAAUUAAUGAUUUAUUAAAAACAAAUAAUGAUAUGAAAUCAAAAUUAAAAAAUAUUAAAGAACAAGAAUUAAUAGAAUUUCAAAAUUCUUACGAAUCAAUUAAAGAAAAAACAAAUAAUUUAAAAAACAUUAAGGAUAAUAUAAUAAGUAUUAAAAAUACCAUAUUAAUUUUAGAUAAAGAAAAAGGAAAUAUAAUAAAAGAAAUAGAAAUAAAAAAUAAAGAAAAAAUUGCUAUUGAAAAAAAUUAUCAAGAUUUAUUAAUAAAAAUUGAUGAAUUCAGAAAAGAAUUUGAGAGUAUAAAAGAAAAAUGUAAUUAUCAAAUGAAUGAAAAAAAAAAAAGCUCAAGUAAUUUAAAUAUUAUUGAAGAUAAGAUAAAAGAUGUAAAUAAUAUAAUUCAAAAUCUUAUGUCAGAUAAUAAAAAAAUUAUUAGUGAAUUAAAUAAUUUAGAAGAAAAUAAUAGAAGCAUUCUAAUAAAUUUACUUGAAUGUAAUACUGAUUUAAAUGAAAAAUGUGAUUAUUUAUAUGAAGAAUUAAAUACUUUAGAAAAUGAAAUUUCUGAUAUGCAGAUAAAAAAAGAAUUAUUAGAAAAAAAUUACAAAAAUUUAGAAGUAAAAUUAAAAGAUAUAACCGAAAUAUGUGAAGAAAAAAAAAAAGAAGAUGAAAUUGCUACUAAAUUUGUAAAGAGCAAAAGUGAUGAAUUAAUCAAAAAUAAAAAUAAAAUGAAAGAAAAAGAAAAAGAGUAUUCUUGUUUAAAUGAUAAAUAUAAUUUUAUACAAAUGGAAAAUUCGCAAUUACAGGAAUCGUAUUGUUCUAUUGAAAAAAAAUUACAAAAAAUUCAUAGUGAUAUUAAUGAUUAUAUAAGUAUUAUUCAAAUGCAAAAAGAAAAAUUUAUAGAAAUGGGAGAAAUAAAAGAAAAAAAUGAAAAAAAAAAAAUAGAAAUCUUAAGUGAUAUAGAAAGAUCUGAAAAAUUAUUGCAAGAAGAAAAAAAUUUUUUUUUUAAAAUUUCCAAAUUUUUGAAUUUAAUAAACUUAUCAAAUGAAGAAUGUAUAAGAAUAAAAAAUGAAAGAAAUAAUGAAAAAGAAGAUACUUAUAAACAAAAUUAUGAAGAAUUAAAUGAGUCUUUUAAUAACAUCUGUAAUGAAGUAAAAGAGAAAAAUAAUAUAAGUAAACAUAUAAAGAGUGAAAUAGAUAACUAUACAAAGAACAUACAAAAAUAUGAAAUAGAAAUAUCCUCCUUAAAUGAAGAAAAAAAAAAAAUAGAAGAAAGUUCAAAAAAUUUAAUAGAAGUAAAAGAUAAAAACUUAAAGGAAAUUGAAAAUAGAAAGGAAAAUUCUGAAAAAAAAAUUAAAGAAACAGAAGAAAUGUUAAAACAAAGAUAUGAAGAAUUAAAAGAAACAUUAGCUUGCCAAUUUAAAAAUAAACAUAUAGAGCACAAUAAUUUUUUAAAGCAAGGAGAAAAAGAAAAAUUAGAAUGUAAUUUUCAAUUAUUUAAAUCAGAAAUAAUUUCGAGUCUAGAAAAAGCAAAAGAAGAAAAGAAAAAACAGAUUAUAGAAAAAGACAAAGAAUUAAAAAUAUAUCAACAGAGAUAUAAUUCCUUAAAAGCUAUGUGA
Plasmodium gallinaceum is the source of this 1947-nucleotide messenger RNA. Its product is annotated as conserved Plasmodium protein, unknown function. Lineage: Eukaryota; Apicomplexa; Aconoidasida; Haemosporida; Plasmodiidae. The transcript has a single exon. The coding region runs from base 1 to 1947 and encodes 648 amino acids. The record is from RefSeq and is a predicted model, not a curated record.